AUGUCUACGGGAAAGAUAAUUGGUGAUCACAGAUACUUGAUUGAGGGCCUUAUUGCAAAGGGAACCUUUAGUAAUGUACAUCGCUGCGUGGACUUGACAACAGACAAGGUCUACGCGGUAAAGGUUAUAAGUAAAUCGGUAAUUGAAUCGCAGAACAUGAGUGUGACCGUGGUUAGAGAGGUGAGUGCUAUGGAGGCUGCACCUCCUUCGCCAUAUUUGGUGAGGCUCGUUGACAAACUUGUUUCGUCUCGUAACUAUUAUCUUGUUAUGAAUGUGGUGGAGGGUUGCACACUUCUAGACGUCAUUGAAAAAAAAUAUCGACCCAGACCGCCACUGCGGUGGGUACGAUCUAUAUUUCGACAGUUGCUAAAUGGCCUCUACACACUUCAUGGGGCAAAUGUAGUACAUCGUGACAUUAAGCCGGAAAACUUGCUGCUGAAUAGGAGUUACACCCGACUUGUUAUAUCGGAUUUCGGUUUUGCCUGCUGUGCCCCACCCGGCCGAUCGCUUCACCAUUCGUGCGGCACGAUGAAUUACUGUGCCCCUGAGUUAUUAGUACCCAAACCGGCUUACGAUGGCCGAAAGGUUGACGUGUGGGCUGCGGGGGUCACACUGUAUGUUAUGAUCUUCGGCGUUCACCCUUUUCAGGCUCGUAAAGAAGGUUGUGCGGAUAGCCUUGCUGAGGUAAUCACCUCCGGUGCGUACACUCUUCCGCACAGUCUUCAACCUGAACUCGAGCACCUUCUUUCAGUUAUGCUCGAGCCAGACCCUGCGUUGCGAUGGUCUGUCAGGAAGCUGCUGAGACAUGUAUGGGUGCUGGGCGGUAUGGUGGGCGGAGUCACGGGCCGAUCAUCGUUGAGGCUCACCACACCCACCCCUGGAUCCACAGGAGUAGCGAAUCGAGAUGCAAACACGCCGGAAGACUAUGUCGUGCGUUCUCGGUUCGCCCGGGCACUGCGUGCGGAUGAUACUGAUCCUUCAGCGAGGCAGUUUCGCUCUUGCCCCGAUUUGCGCCGCGAAAUGAAUAAUUUCCUUGAUGCCUGCGAUAGUGAUGGGGAGGACGCCGAGUGGGAUGGUGAUUUUAGCAAUGGCAACAGCACUCACGAUGGUUACACUAAGUUUAGUAGUUUGAACGUUAGUUUAACCGAUAUUGAAAGGGGGAGGCAACCUUCGGACCUAGACGGCUUCUCUGAGUCUACUGCUUUCGCAACCAAUGGGAGCUACAGCUCCUUGUUUUCGGCAGACCAACUGUUAUUGGACCCAGACGAAACUCCAGAUACACCUAAAGGUGAUUUUCUGCUUACGGUGAGGGUCAUCGUCAACUUUGCACUUUUUUGUACCACCCUGGUAAUUGUGGCUGCACUUCGGUUUUUGUUUGACGUCCCUGUAAGAGACCUGCCUUUGCCUCCAUUUGUCAUUAGUAUAAUGGAGUAUCUGCUGGUGCCACCGCAUGAAAGGCUUGCUCAGAGUUUUGAGGUGCGUCGCAUGCGUCACCGCUUUCCCUGUGCUGCGCUGAGGCGGCUGGUGGCCUCUGCGGAGCGCGCCAUUCAGCGAUCAAGUUGGUGUCGCCGGAUUAUGCCGGUUCGUGGAGUUGACGAAGGGACGGAUGUGCCGCUUGGGACUGGAAGACGUGGCAUUGUGCUCCGUUGGCUGGAGAAGAACUAG
Molecule: messenger RNA, 1665 nt
Organism: Trypanosoma brucei brucei TREU927
Lineage: Eukaryota; Euglenozoa; Kinetoplastea; Trypanosomatida; Trypanosomatidae
Product: protein kinase, putative
Exons: 1
Coding region: 1-1665 (554 amino acids)
Biological process (GO): protein phosphorylation; intracellular signal transduction
Cellular component (GO): cytoplasm
Molecular function (GO): ATP binding; protein serine/threonine kinase activity
Source: RefSeq, a predicted model, not a curated record